Molecule: messenger RNA, 627 nt
Organism: Cyclocybe aegerita
Lineage: Eukaryota; Fungi; Basidiomycota; Agaricomycetes; Agaricales; Hemipholiotaceae
Source: the annotation of a GenBank genome assembly
AUGAUCGUCGUGUUUGGGUGGCGCCGGAUCCAGCUCGGUCGCUCAUGGAACCUGAACAAUGUGCAAAACCUAAGCGCAGAGGCUCUGGCGCAGAAGGAGCUGCUUGCACGCAAGCCGAAGUUAUGGGAUCUAUGGACCGCGGAUACAGAAGCGCAGGGCAGUUGGACGGAGAAGGAGAAAGGUGUGGCGAUUCAGUCUGCAGGGUGGGUCAUGAUCAUGCCUCUAUCUGCGAAAGCGGUGUCAGUCGAUGACGAGGACGCCGAAAAUUCGAUUGCGAAAGGCACGGCGGAACCACCACCCCGACCUCCUCCAACGUCUCUAGCACUAGGAUUACGGGCAGUAGGAGCCGUCGUUUUCGAGCCGAUAUCCAGGAGGAUCGAACACCUGUGGCGACGGAAUCGCCCAACAAGACCGCCAUCCGAGAAAACUGACGAUCCAACGCAGCAGCCACCACGACAAGCAACGCUGUGUGUCGAGGUUGCAAUCCUCAUGCCGUCGCCAGACUACCCGGUGUAUGUUGGAAGCGCGAGAGAUGAGGAAGUGGACGAGAAGGAAUUGGGGAAACGAGGAAGGAAUGAGAUUACCGACUACGCCAUCGGACUGUACAAAUGCCCAUGGGACAUGUAA